Messenger RNA from Ciona intestinalis (vase tunicate), 2073 nucleotides. RefSeq lists its product as uncharacterized. Gene Ontology annotation, cellular component: endoplasmic reticulum. Gene Ontology annotation, biological process: regulation of cytosolic calcium ion concentration. The record is from RefSeq and is a predicted model, not a curated record. NCBI's taxonomy places the organism in Eukaryota, Metazoa, Chordata, Ascidiacea, Phlebobranchia, Cionidae.
CGAGCCCAGUGCAUGAUGGAUAGAAUUUACGAUUUCUAUGUUACGAAAACUUAAUGCAAAAAAAUAUACAAUAGUUUAAUAAUACAACAUUAAACUAUGAACUUCUUUAUUAAACUAUAACUUAAUAACUAUACAACAGUUUUUACAAAAUUGCUUCGUAUUUAGUGUUUCCGUAACUAUGAUUUGCGAUUAAAUCGUUAUCACUGUUUUCGUUUGUUAGCAGUUAAACAUAAGCGUAGCAUGCUUGCAGCUAGUUCAGCAAUAAAAUAUGUUUUUGAUACUGCUGAAACGUACUUCCUUCGCGCUCGAGAAAUAUUCACUAAAGCAUUGCUGACAAGAAGUGAAGAGAAACCCCUACACCAAUCACAGGAACUAAACCUUUUGUAUGAUGAAGCUCUACCUGAAACAAAACGCUACGCAUGUGAGACCAAGACCAGUACUAUUUGUUCUCAUUCAGUUUGUACACCUUGUCGCCUCUGUUUCAAAUGUACCCAAAGAGUGUCUGAAUGCGCGAAACACACAGUAGCAUGUGUAAUCUAUUUACUUUGCUACCCAUUUAUUCCUUGCGUGGUUGCCAUACUACCAAGCUGUUGUCAAAUACCUGGGUAUGCAAAUGUGAAUCCGCUGUAUUCUUGCUGGGGAGCCAAUUGCUGCACGUGUCCAAAUUGCUCCAAUGAUACGGACCACAGGAUUUGCAGCUACUGUAGAACUCAGAAUUGCUACUUGUUAUUUAUUUCAAUCUUGCUUGUGAUACUGUGUGUGGGCAUCUGGACUGGCCUACAAGACUCUGAGGUUAUAGUUAAUCUUCUGUUCUACUUUGAAAGUGUCAACAAAGCUCAAUCUCUAUUGUUAUUCGUACUUCUUUUCACCCUAGUAUCUUUCCCUAUGAUGUGGGGUUAUCUACCUCUAAACCUCACAGUUGGUUACAUCUAUGGGUUUUUAAUCGGCAUCCCAGUUGUAGUGUUUUCCGUCAGUGUUGGAGUGACUGUCGCCCAUAUCGUAUGCAAAAAGUACAUGUCCACCUGUGUUUUAAACCUGUUGAGAAAACGCUCUAAUUUUGAUCAAAUUGAAGCCACCCUGCAAGUGAUCGCUGGACCAUCUGGGCUCAAAGUUAUCGCACUAACCAGGCUAACACCAAUUCCUUUCGGAUUUCAAAAUGGUUUAUUUUCCGUAUCCAAUAUUGACAUGAAAAGAUAUCUUAUUGCUUCAAACCUUGGUCUUCUACCUACUCAAGUUUUAAACUGUUAUAUUGGAUCUACUUUCCGGUCAAUUGAACAGUUGGUUGAGCAAGAAAAUACAUCUGGUUACCUUAUUUUUCUUAUACAGAUUGUCAUAGGUGUUUGCUUGAUGAUGUUUGUUUUGCGUCAUGCUCGUAAAGAGUUAGCAGUUGCAUUGCAAAGUAAUGUUUUAACGGUGAAUAGCAGUUGUCCCGAAACAUUGCCACUAUCAGAAGAGCUCAUUGAAGUAAAAUGCAGCCAACCGCAACCUGUUUCACCUAUUAGUGUUAAUGAUGUCACCACUCCAUUACUCAUAAGCUAAUGUUGCUUUGUUAUAUUAUAUUAACUUUCUAUGCUGUCAGCGUUUUUGGUACUAAGUGUACACUUACAGCUAUAAGUGCAAUUUCCCAUACAGGCACAAAAUAGGAUAAAGUUUCUGAAAUAACUAUUAGUUGUAACUUGUAAGGGUUUAGAGUUUCACAUCUUGUUUUAUGGUGCUUAUAGAAGUGAAUGGUAAUUUUAAACGUGCCUUGUUAGACUGUCUUUUAUUUUAUUGUUGAAGCGUUAACAACAAUAUAGCCUAUAUAAUACUUUAUUGUACUGUGAUUCCCGCACUUACCGACCGCUAAAAUGUAGCAUCGUUAAGACUGGCUGAAAUAUGGUAUUGUUAUUUGGUGACACAGAUUCCCCUUAUUUAAUCAAGUGUUUGUUUUCUUGAAACCCAUAUUCUAUAAGACUAAACGCUGCGUUUUUAAUGCCGAAUUGGCAGGCGUUUCCUUAUUUCUUCAUACCCAUUAAAUAAAUAUAAUUAUACGAGUUGUUUUUAAGUAUAAACUAAAUAAAUGAAUGUAUCGUG